GAAGCGAAACUAAACCCAUCAAAUACGACAAUCCCAGGAUUUUUACGCGACGCGUAUAUACCGUGCAUUCCCUAUGACACGUGUGUGUGUUUGGAAUAAUUUAUAAUGAAGAUCGUACUGCUCAUCCUGCUGUCGUCGUGCGCCCUCGUAGUCAACUCAGAGUACCCGCGAUUCAAGAGGCGAGGCCCGCAGCCCCCGCCGCCGCCACCGCGCCCGCCGCCAUACACGAAAAAAUGGCAAAAACCGCCCGGACAAUUCCAGCGACCCUCGAACGGGCGGGGACGUCCACCGGCCAUUCCCCCCAAAAUUAUGCAGCAGGCGUUCAAGAUACCGCCCAUCACCAAGCCGCACCAACACCAGCCGUUCCCGAAACAUCACCAAAAGAGACCUGCCGCACCCGCGGCCUUCUGGCAGAGGCCUCACCACUUCGACCAAAUCAACAACAACAACGUUCAGUUCCCCAAGCAGGAGAUCGUCGCCCAUUUGGCGCCACAUAAACAAGAGAAGGCGCCAUUCCAAUCUUCGCCGGCGAUCCCUGUGGCGGUGGACUACGACUACCACGUCCAGACCAACAACAUCCCCACGCACGCGAAUCCGAUCAAGCAGAUCGGCGAGAAGGGUCCGAUUCACACUAUUCCGGCGCCCAACCUCAGUAUGGCGGACGCGCCCAAGCACGCGUAUCAGGAAAUUAGGCGGCCGCACCAGCAGCACUACGGCGUCGUGCACCAGUACCAGGUCACGGAACCCGACGAGCAAAUAGCCGGGCCGCAGGAGCCGGUCCGCGCGUACCAAAAUCAAAUCCACUUCGACCAAAUGCCCCAAGAGACAUACCAGUACAGGCCGCAGACGCAGGCGAUAUUGUCGACGUACCUGCAGCAGCAGCCGGCGGCGGUCGACAAGAGCAUUAACGUGAGACCGUCCUACCAAUCAUUCAACUACGACGAACAGGCGCAGCAGCAGCGCACCAAGUCGGGCGCAGGCUUCGUAACAGCCACUUAUAGCCUGGGCGAUGACCGGCAUCUGGUAUCGGACGACGACCAAGACCCGUUAACGCAGGCGCAGAUCGUACAGAGUUACUUCGACACGGGGGCCAAGACGGGCGACGGCGGCGGCGACGCCGACGCCAAACCGAGCGCGUCGGACCAAGAGAGACUGCUGGCGUCUUAUUACGCGUCGCUGCCUAACCAGGAAGCGGCCGAGCGACUGGCCCGCCUCCAGGCGGCCGGCAAAGUAAACAGCAACCUGAUGAAGGUCGGGUACCAGACGGCCGAGAAUUCGAUCGACAUUUACGUGCCGGACGACGACGCCCAGACGUCGAGGAAAGACGUCGACCGCGACGAAGCGGCUACCGAUUACGAAGACGAGGUGGAGGAAGGGGAGACUCUCCAGUCGCAGGAACAGACGGCCGGCUACGGCGCCAAGCUAUAGCGCCGCUCUCUAUUUAUUUAUUGUUAAUUUAUUACAUUUCUCUUGCCCUUGUUGUUGUAAUA
Molecule: messenger RNA, 1490 nt
Organism: Cylas formicarius (sweet potato weevil)
Lineage: Eukaryota; Metazoa; Arthropoda; Insecta; Coleoptera; Brentidae
Exons: 3
Coding region: 106-1428 (440 amino acids)
Source: RefSeq, a predicted model, not a curated record